Messenger RNA from Beauveria bassiana ARSEF 2860, 4278 nucleotides. RefSeq names its product non-repetitive/WGA-negative nucleoporin. The coding region runs from base 1 to 4278 and encodes 1425 amino acids. Gene Ontology annotation, biological process: transcription-dependent tethering of RNA polymerase II gene DNA at nuclear periphery; protein import into nucleus; protein localization to nuclear inner membrane. Gene Ontology annotation, cellular component: nuclear pore inner ring; nuclear pore. Gene Ontology annotation, molecular function: structural constituent of nuclear pore. The record is from RefSeq and is a predicted model, not a curated record. NCBI's taxonomy places the organism in Eukaryota, Fungi, Ascomycota, Sordariomycetes, Hypocreales, Cordycipitaceae. The transcript is spliced from 3 exons.
AUGUCGUUUCCCGAGACGACGCCGGUUCGCGCCGUCCCUGGCGCGUUCCUCAACACCCCGGCCGUGGCUUCGCGAUACCGCAACGAGCAGGACUCUGUCAGCAGAAAUCUCUUUCAACGUUCCGAGUCUGCCCAGAGAAGCGGCUCCGGCUCCCUGCGCAGAAACUCCUCCUCGUCCACUUCGCGGCCACGCGCCUUGGUCCGCUCCGGCUUGGCAUCUAGCAAGACGACAGGCUCUCUAUUGGACAUGACUACGCGUGCGGACGAUGCAUCGGCGGUUGUAUCCUCGAAUCUCGUCCCAGUACGGCGCGUGGAAAACAUCCCGCCCGUCGUGCGUGCUGCCAGAGCCAUCAACAGCUGCCUAUCCAACGAUGAAAACUUUCCCGACAUUGACUCCUACUGCAGACAGGGUGCAUCAUCCGAUUAUGAGAUACCCCCCACCGAUACCGCCUGGUCGCCCUUUCACAAGACUCAAAUGUAUCCCAUUCCGAACCAAGUCUUCGAUCAUUACAACACUGGCGAGCUGCAGACGCUGAUGGGCUUAUUUGCUGAAGUCAACCAUGCCUGGGUUGUUAUUGACAACUCGCUCUUCCUCUGGGACUAUACCAACCCCGAUGCCGAGCUUAUUGGCUUUGAGGACCAGCCACACACCAUCCAAGCUGUCGCGCUCGUGCCGCCCAAGCAGGGCAUCUUCGUCAAUACCAUUACGCACAUCCUUGUUGUCGCCACUACAUCCGAAAUGAUCCUCCUCGGCGUAUCAGUUGCUCCCACCUCAGCCGGCACCAAGUCUGUUUCGCUUUACCAGACCAAGAUGUCACUCCCUUUGCGAGGCAGUGAUGUCCGCGUCAUCACAGGGUCGGCCGAUGGUCGCAUCUUCUUUGGAGGUAGCACCGAUAUCGACAUUAGCGAAUUGUAUUACCAGUCUGAAGAGAAGUGGUUUUCCAAUCGAUGCGGCAAGAUCAACCAUACGAACCCUGGCUGGUCCGCAGUUGUUACUCUGCAGUCGGGCUUUUGGGGCACCAAGGACCCCGAACAUGUGGUCGAUAUUGCCAUUGACGAUUCACGAAGUCUACUCUAUACACUGUCAAGUAAAUCGACGAUUCGUACAUACCAUAUGGAGGCACCUGAUCGACUCCACAAGGUGAUUGAAAAGGAAAAGGUUCACUGUCUUCGUGAUAUUGCCCACAUGAUUACACAGUCCAAGCUUCUCACGGAUCGGAUGAAGAUUGUCUCCAUAAGCCCAAUCUCAAAGCAAGAAGCCUCAAAAAUACACCUCAUGGCAAUGACUGACACGGGCUGCCGAAUCUUUUUCAGUGCUACCAGCGCUUCGUCUUAUAUUUAUGGCUCCCAAAACAACAUGGUUCCUCAGAGCAUGCAGGUUCAAUUCAUCAAAUUUCCGCCAAGUCCCUUUUCCCGCCGGUCUGCGCAACUCGCUCAGCCUGCUGCAGCCGGUGCGGAGAACACAAUUGAGCUGGGCUCGACAAUGCUUGUUCCUAGCAGACAUGGUGCGCGAUUUGCGCCCGGUGUGUUUAUUGACUUUGUCGGCAAAGAAGACAACGCCAACGUCGACACCAUCUUCAUUUCCGCCCCUGAAUCUGCCCGAAUCAAAAACACUAACAGUGCUACGCCGCUGCGAUACUACGAGCAAGCUUCUUGGAUCGAAAUUGGAAGCCGAGCCGAAGAUGUUGGGCUCAUCACCAAACCUUUCGGCGCCACCAGCUCGCCGUGGGGCUUUGGAAACGAACUUGCCGUGCAGUUUGAUGAAUCACCUCCCGAAGUUGCCAUCCUGACCAACACUGGUAUUCACGUCAUUCGUCGCAGGCGCCUUGUGGACAACUUUUCCUCUGCCAUCCGUGACGCCCCUGGUGAAGAGGCAUUGGACAUGGUAUGCCGGCGGUUGAUUCAGCUCUACGGUCGAGUGGAGACUGUUUCUACCGCCUUGGCUGUUGCCUGUGGACAAGGAGGCGACGUGAGAUUUGGGUCGACCAGGGCCAUCGACCAGACCACCCAAGAUCGUGCCCGUGGCAUCUUUGUCGAGAUGGGCGGGCAGCCUACACUUGCCGAGACGGAUGGUGCUAGCUUAACGACCGACUCUGUGCGACUGUCUUCAAGGCAUGAUGCUCUCUCCCUUUACCUCGCUCGUCUUGUCAGGAAGCUUUGGAAAUCAAAGGUCAUUAUUCAAGGCGUCUCCCCCACCGGUGCUAUUGCUGUCGUCCCCGCUGUUCCUAUCGGCACGCUCGCUGUCACUCAAGAGAAUUUGGAGCGCCUUCGCAAGUUUAUCGAGGCGAAUCGUGGCCUGAUUCAGGGCAUGUCUGGCCCGUCUGAUCUCCAGCGUACAGGAACACGCCAGGAGGAGAUUGCUUUGCAGGCCGAGCACCAGGCCCUACACGCGCUUCAGAAACUCAUGGAAAGCAUCUCGGAAGGCAUCUCCUUUGUUCUUAUGCUGUUCGACGAGCGUGCUGGGGAUGUUUUCAUGCGGCUCGAAGAGCCAUCCCGACAGGCGCUUCGUGAUCUCACCUACGAGACGCUCUUCUCUCAACCUCACGGCAAGGACUUGGCCAAGGUCUUGGUCAAGGCUAUUGUCAACCGCAACAUUGAAAGUGGCUCCAACGUUGAGACUGUGGCUGAUGCUCUUCGCAGACGCUGUGGCAGUUUCUGUAGCCCUGACGAUGUCGUCAUCUUCAAGGCUCAGGAGCAGCUGAAGCGUGCCUCUGAGCAACCUCCGGAUACUACACAAUCACGAAAUAUCCUUCUUGAGAGUCUAACUCUGUUCGAAAAGGUUGCUGGCAGUUUGACGUAUGGAAAUCUUCAGUCCGCCGUAAGCCAGUAUGUGGACCUCAAGUAUUACGCUGGUGCUGUCCAGCUAUGCCUUGUUGUGGCUCGAGAAAAGGACCGCGGCAAUUCUGCUCUCUCGUGGAUUCAAGACGGCAAGCCCUCGAGCGAUCCGCGCGCCGAAAUUUUCGAGGAGCGCAAAAAGUGUUACGACAUGAUCCAUCACGUUCUGAGCCAUCUCGACCAGGUCUCAAGCAAGGAGCCCCAGUUGAUAGAUGGCAAACCGACAGUCAUCGCGAUGAAGAGAAUGGAAACGUAUGACGUUGUGAAUGGCUCUGAUGAUGAGGUAUUCCACUUUGAUCUCUACGAAUGGUACAUUGAGCAAGGUUGGACGGACCGCAUCCUGGGGAUAGAUUCGCCUCAUGUCGUCACGUUCCUCGAGCGCUUAGCCGAAACCAACGUCGAGCACGCUGAUCUAUUGUGCCGUUUCUACACUAACCGCAACCGCUUCUUUGCGGCUGCCGAGGUGCAGGCUGGUUUGGCACAAUCGGAGUUUGCCAUUGGUAUCAAGGAGCGCAUCAAGUUACUCAGCUUGGCCAAGGCCAAUGCCAGCGUGACUACUGUCGGUGUGAGCAGGCAGCAGCAGCAACUGCUCAAUCAUGAAGUCAGCGAUCUGCUGGACAUUGCCAAUAUUCAAGACGACCUGCUUGGACGCCUGCGUGCCGACGAGCGCAUCGAACCGGAGAAAAAGGAAGAGAUUACAAAGGCUCUUGAUGGAAGUAUUCUUGACCUAUCGGCACUUUUUAAUGACUACGCAGACCAGGCAGGAUACUAUGACCUGUGCCUUGUCAUCUACCACAGCGCCAAUUACCGCAACCCGACUACCAUUUCUUCCACUUGGAGCAACCUCAUUCAACAAGCACACGAUGAAGUCGUCUCGCGCUUGGAAGACCUUACCCCUGGCCAGGCUGAGCCGCCACUGCCUUACGAAGCGGUCAGCAGCAAGAUUCAAAACAUUGCGCACUACACAUCGCUAGACAGCUUUGUCUUUCCCAUUUCGACGCUGCUACCGGAGCUGUGUCGCUAUGCCGUUGCCUACCAGCAAGACGCGACCAUUGGCGCGGACCCGAUGUGGCCUGCGCAGCUCUUCCUGACGUUGGGUGUCUCGCACAGCAUGAUUGUGCAGACGCUGGAAAACGUUUUUGAUACGCAAGACUAUGGGUUCUCUGGCAACGUGCGCAACCGCAUUAUUGAGACUAUUGUCUUUGUCGUGAGCGCGUGGGCGGCCGAGGUCCGACGCCGCGGCGGCCAGGCCAGCGGCGGGGCGAUUGGGCCGUCGGUCGGCGACUUGCUCGCGCGCUGCGAGGCGGCGCUGCCGCCGCCUGGUCAAGGAAAUAACAAUGGCGGGACGGAUCUGCCCACGAUACGACGCGUGCUCAAGUCGCUGCGACGCGAAGUCGCGGACCUCGUGGAGCGGUUGCCGACUGGUGGCAGCUUGCGCUGGUAA